AUGUGGAGAACUUUUUUUCCUAUUGCCCGGGAUCAGCACUGGUUUACUUUCCUUGUUUGCUUGAAGGAGAGGGCAUUCGCAUUUCUUGAUUCUGCUUAUGGGCCAAAGUCUCAUUUUCACAAGGAAGUUCGUGAUGCAAUGAUUGAAAAUUUCAUAAGCAUCUGGGAUCAGGUUGUGACUCCUGUCAUGCGCACUCGUAUCGACUUUGAAAAUUUUGAUAUUGUGUACCCUAGUGUACCUCAGCAAGAUAAUCGCCAUGAUUGUGGUGUUUUCUCUAUCAUGUAUCUGAAGUAUUGGACUCCCAGGACCCCAAUUGGAAAUAUGUUUGGUCCUGCUGAUAUCGACAACAUAAGAAUCAGAUUGGCUAAGGAGUUGUAUUUCAGUACAUUCAACAGCAUUGACAAGACUUUUGUUACAGACUUCUUUGGUGAUGUCAAGGCUUAG
Messenger RNA from Triticum aestivum (bread wheat), 444 nucleotides. Its product is annotated as ubiquitin-like-specific protease ESD4. Bases 1 to 444 code for a protein of 147 amino acids. Gene Ontology annotation, biological process: protein desumoylation; proteolysis. The record is from RefSeq and is a predicted model, not a curated record. The transcript has 5 exons. NCBI's taxonomy places the organism in Eukaryota, Viridiplantae, Streptophyta, Magnoliopsida, Poales, Poaceae. Gene Ontology annotation, cellular component: nucleus. Gene Ontology annotation, molecular function: deSUMOylase activity.